Molecule: messenger RNA, 2757 nt
Organism: Linum tenue
Lineage: Eukaryota; Viridiplantae; Streptophyta; Magnoliopsida; Malpighiales; Linaceae
Source: the annotation of a GenBank genome assembly
GGAAAUUACCCAUUUAUCCCAAUGAGCUCGGGUUCUUUUCUUGAUAGACAAGUCGAGAAAUUUUACUGGGAACCCGAUUAAAGCCUCCUCUCCUUCCUCCGUUCUCUCGUCGAGUUGGGUACUGGGUAGAGAACUUCAGUCCAGCGAUCUGCCCCAAUUCCCAAUACCACAAGUUCUUCGCAUUCUGCCGGCAAUGUCGACCGACGCCGAAGAAGCGGGAAGGCGGCGCACGGCGGUCGCCGAGUACAGGAAGAAGCUCCUCCAGCACAAGGAACUCGAAUCUAGAGUCCGCGCAGUGAGAGAGAGUCUGCGAGCGUCAAAGAAGGAAUUUGCCAAAACUGAGGACGAUCUGAAGUCACUGCAGAGUGUUGGACAGAUCAUUGGUGAAGUGCUCAGGCCACUUGACAAUGAACGCAUGAUAGUUAAAGCAAGCAGUGGCCCAAGGUAUGUGGUUGGCUGCCGCAAUAAGGUAGACAAAGAAAAACUAACUGCCGGGACUCGGGUGGUCCUUGAUAUGACCACUCUGACAAUCAUGAGGGCUCUUCCCCGUGAAGUUGAUCCAGUCGUAUAUAACAUGCUCCAUGAAGACCCAGGCAAUGUUAGCUACUCAGCUGUUGGAGGGUUGGGGGAUCAAAUUCGAGAGCUCAGGGAAUCUAUAGAACUUCCCCUCAUGAAUCCUGAACUCUUCUUGAGAGUUGGUAUUAAGCCUCCUAAGGUAAAUUUAUUGAGUCCUACAAUUGCUGCCAUGAAACCUCCUGGAACUGGGAAGACAUUGUUAGCCAGGGCAAUUGCCAGCAACAUCGAUGCGAACUUCUUGAAGGUUGUUUCUAGUGCUAUCAUUGACAAGUACAUUGGGGAAAGUGCAAGGUUGAUUCGUGAAAUGUUUGGUUAUGCUCGUGAUCAUCAACCAUGCAUCAUAUUUAUGGAUGAAAUCGAUGCCAUUGGUGGACGUCGUUUCAGCGAGGGAACAAGUGCUGACCGUGAAAUUCAAAGAACCCUUAUGGAGCUGCUUAAUCAAUUAGAUGGGUUCGACCAACUGGGGAAGGUUAAAAUGAUCAUGGCCACCAACAGGCCAGAUGUUUUGGACCCUGCUCUUCUUCGUCCAGGCCGUCUAGACAGAAAGAUUGAGAUUCCAUUGCCAAAUGAGCAGUCAAGGAUGGAAAUUCUGAAAAUCCAUGCUGCCGGCAUUGCCAAGCAUGGUGAAAUCGACUAUGAAGCCGUCGUGAAACUAGCUGAGGGGUUCAAUGGUGCUGAUCUCCGUAACGUAUGUACUGAAGCUGGGAUGUCUGCAAUCCGUGCAGAACGUGAUUAUGUCAUCCAUGAAGAUUUCAUGAAGGCUGUGAGGAAGUUGAAUGAAGCCAAGAAACUUGAAUCAAGUUCUCACUACAAUGCUGAUUUUGGAAAGGAGUAAUUAGUUUUAAGAGAACAGCCUGUUUGUUUCCUAGUUUCAUUUUCUUAUUUUUCUGUACUGAAUUAUGUUUAAGCUGCGGGGAAGAAGAAAGCCAAAUCUUCUACCCAAUAGUGUACUAUCGACUGUUGGUUGUCUGAAACAUUUGCGUUCUAAAGAUCCAACCGAAUCCUCUGCAACUUCGUAGUUCUUCAUUUGAUGUGUUACUUCGAUGAUUAUACUGGAUGGUUGAGUCUGAAAGGCUAAGUGCCCGAGUUACAGAAUUCGAUUUUGGCUAAUGUUAUCAUACGACGUCGUUUCUUGUUUUGUGCAGUAUUGUAAUCUGGAGCCAAAAUCUCUGAUCCACUAUGAACCAAUAAGCCACUGCCAAGUCACCCUCCCAAAAUCGUUCUUCCCACCAUUUCCAUCCUCACAAUAAGAUCCAUUCCUACCCAAUUCCCCACUCACUACUCCUUCCAUCUCCAAUCUUCACUUGAACCAAACAGAGACCCAAAUCCCCAACCAAACCAGAAAACAAUGGCGGCAAGUUCAGCUCUGUUCCUCACCCCAACCAUCCAAUCCCCAAAACACCAGAGCCUCUCCCCUUCCACCAUCUCCUUCCAGGGCCUCCGCCCUCUCCGGCUAACUUCCACCGCCGCCGCCAGAACCUCCUUCCCAAGCCUCACCUCGCGGCGGAGCAUGGCCGUGAAAGCAGAGCUGAACCCAUCUCUGGUGAUAAGCUUGAGCACGGGUCUGUCUCUGUUUCUGGGCCGGUUCGUGUUCUUCAACUUCCAGAGGGAGAACGUGGCGAAACAGGGUUUGCCGGAGCAGAACGGGAAAACCCACUUCGAGGCUGGAGAUGUUAGGGCUAAGGAAUACGUUAGCUUGCUGAAAUCGAACGAUCCAGUGGGUUUUAACAUCGUGGAUGUUCUUGCUUGGGGGUCGAUUGGCCAUAUUGUGGCUUACUACAUCUUGGCCACCACCAGCAAUGGCUACGACCCCAGUUUCUUUUGAGUGAAUUUUUUUGUUUUGCUAAGUGUAAUUAACUAUUGUGUUUCAAUGUGAAUUGCAGCAGUGAUUCUCUUGGUUCCAACCCUCAUCCUCUUUAACCUUUUGUGUUUGUGCUGUGUUUGUGGAAAGAAAGGUUGUUGAUUUGGAGUGUUGGAUUAGAGAUUUAUCGUCAUUUUUUGGUGUUUUGAUAGCGCUCUGGCAUGGCCAAUGCAAGGUCAUUGGUAGAAUCUGAAUUUCGACGUUGUAUUGAAAUCUUAUCUAUCGUACUAUUCGAUGCUGUUAGGAUAGACUAGUUUCUAAGUGUUCUAUCAGAACCUUAAUAGAUGAACUAGUUUAUCACAUUCGUAACAUAUCGAUAU